AUGCCCGAGACGCUGCUGUCUAUUCUUUGCAGCGAGCCCUGGCGCUGGGACGCGUUUGCUUCCAGCGAAAUCGUCUUUCACCCAGACGGUACCGGAAAGCUUACAUGCCGCGCGGAGCUCAACGUCUGGAUCGCGGCCGAGACGGAGUGGAAGGCACGCGACGCCGCGUCUCUGCAGCAGCAGGUGAGCCUGGGCAGGGACGGCGACGACGACGCUUCCUCCCUGGCCGCCGGUCCGGUGGAAAUCGAGCUGACGCUGACCAAACGCCGCCUGCGUUCCGCCCCCCAUCCGGACCGCGCCGCCAUCAACGAGGACGUGCUCGAAGAGGCCGCCUUUCGGCCCAAGACGUACACGCUGCGCCUGGACCGCGGCGCGUUCCACGCCCAGUCGCACGUGCCGGAACGGGGACAGCCGCCGCAGCACACGCCCCGGUUCCGGCUGCGUCUGACCCUGGAUCCCUCGCCGUACCCCCCGCGGCAGGAAUGGGCGCGGCCGGAGCGCGCGCCGGACGCCAUGAGGUUCUGGGAGUGGACGCAGUUUUGUAGCAGGCGGAUCGGCUACUAUUAG
Molecule: messenger RNA, 567 nt
Organism: Cordyceps militaris CM01
Lineage: Eukaryota; Fungi; Ascomycota; Sordariomycetes; Hypocreales; Cordycipitaceae
Exons: 2
Coding region: 1-567 (188 amino acids)
Source: RefSeq, a predicted model, not a curated record